GGGGGCGGGGGGGAGCCGGAGCCGUUCACUCGGCCGUUAAACCGCCGGCCGGGCGGGAGACCAGUGCGCCUGCGCUACCCAACUCCGGCGCGGAGCUGUCAAUCAUCGGUGUGGGCGGUCCUCCCCGCUCCAUCCCCCUCCAUUGCCAGCUUGACCGACCGAUGGAAGGGGAAAGUUAUGGCGCUUGAGUGUGACCAUGGAGCCUGCAGGGAGCGGGUGCCUGGGAUCUGCGGACGCGCACCCUCCCGGCUCGGUCUGGCCCGGUGCCGCUGAAGGAGCCGCGCCGAUGAGGAGAAGCGAGAGGGAAGCGGCCGUGGACGGGAGGAACGUGGGGUUUGUGCUUGUGCACGCAGGAGCUGGUUAUCAUUCUGAAUCAAAAGCCAAGGAGUAUAAACAAGUUUGCAAGAAAGCUUGCCAAAAGGCAAUAGAGAAACUGCAAACUGGUGCUCUUGCUGUUGAUGUAGUAGCAGCAGCCCUUAUUGAACUAGAGGACUCUCCAUUCACCAAUGCAGGAAUGGGUUCCAAUUUAAAUCUCUCAGGAGAUAUAGAAUGUGAUGCCAGUACAAUGGAUGGAAAGUCUUUGAAUUUUGGAGCUGUUGGAGCACUCAGGGGGAUCAAGAAUCCAAUCUUAGUUGCAAAUAAACUGUUAAGUGAAGCACAGAAGGGGAAGCUCUCUGCUGGCAGAAUUCCUCCUUGUUUUUUAGUUGGAGAAGGGGCUCACAAGUGGGCAGUGGAUCAUGGAAUUGUACCAUGUCCUCCUGACAUAAUGGCAACAAAAUUCAGCUUAUCUGCGUUUAGGAAAAACAGACGAAAACUGGAGCUUGCAGAGAAGGUGGAAACAGAAAUGAUUCAGACAAAGAAGAGAAGAGAAGUGUCUGAAAACACUAACGUCACAACUUCACUCGAUACUGUUGGGGCGGUAGUGGUGGACCAUGAAGGAAAUGUUGCUGCUGCUGUUUCAAGUGGAGGCUUAGCAAUGAAGCACCCUGGGAGAGUUGGCCAAGCAGCUGUAUAUGGCUGCGGUUGCUGGGCAGAAAAUACAGGUGGCCAUAAUGUGUAUUCUACAGCUGUGAGUACAUCAGGUUGUGGUGAACAUCUGGUACGAACCAUGUUGGCCAGGGAAUGUUCAGUGGCCCUACAGGCCGAAGAUGCCCACCAAGCCUUGUUGGAGACUAUGCAAAAGAAAUUUGUUCGUUCACCAUUCCUAGCCUGUGAGGAUUCUGUACUUGGUGGAGUCAUCGUUCUCCGUUGCUGCAGGUGUUCCAUAGAAUCCGAGUCGUCACUGAAUACACAAGCCCUCCUAGUUGAGUUUUUAUGGAGUCACACCACUGAGAGUAUGUGUGUUGGGUACAUGUCGACUCAAGAUGGAAAAGCUAAGACUCACAUUUCAAGGCUUCCACCAGGAGCUGUGGCAGGGCAAUCGUUGGCAAUUGAAGGUGGUGUUUGCAGGCUUCGAACUUCUGUGAAUUGAAUGUUUCACUCCAAUAAUGCUACCACACACAGACUCAGAUGGACUACCUACCUAUAGUCUACUUCUUAUAUUUUAAUUAUAUAAAUGUGAUUAUUAAAAGCAUAUUGAGAGGUUUAUCUUUUUUGGUACCACAAUAAAAAUUGCACUUUGUACUUUAUAUAUCCUGAUUAUGCAAGUAUUGCUGCUUUAUUUUGACCCACAUUAUCUGUUUAAAAUGAAGAUGAUUGUAAUUGACUUUGCUGGAAAGUUCAAAAGUUUGUUUUUUUUAAAUUAAUACAUACAUUGUCCCAAAAAGAUAAAUGUAAGAAAACCACCCUUGCAGAGUUUCAAUCAAUGCAUCACAUUCCAUAUAAUUUUAAUCUAAAAAUUAGAAUCAUGCUAUUUUGGGCAACAAGUGUCUGUGAUUUCAACAUUAUUGAUUGAUUACAGCACAAGUUAAUUGGCUAAUUAGUUAUAACACAAUUACCAAUGUUUGGUUGUUAAUGUGAGGUUUUAAUCAGAUAUACUGUAUAUACACUUUACAUUUACAGAGAUACUGAAAAGAUGUGAUUGUGUAUCAGUGUGCUGAUAUUGUAUGAAACUUAGCUUUAAAUGUGAAACUGUCAACCAUGUUGUUAGUACUGUCAUGCAGGACAUGAUUAUGAAUUUUCAGCAAUUUGACUGAAAAUUUGGUGGCAUGUAAGAAUGAGUGAAAAUUAUAUGCUUAAGAUAUAAACAGUAAAGUUGUACAUUUAACAAGACUUGGUGCAAUGUGUGUAGAUCCUAAAUGUUUUUUUUAAAUUGCAUACAAUUAGCAUAUUUGAUACACAUUGAAGUCAAAUUGACUGCACUAUAUUAUCCUGUAAAACAGUACUUCGUUCACAUUUUUCUUUAGUUACGUUUCAACAACUAUUGGUAUGUGCAAACACUUGAUUCUGCUGAUUUAACCAAUUUAUACAGCUAAGUGCAGGACCUGUCUAUGGCAACAACUAUCUAUAAGCAUUUUUUAUGUGGUUCAAGUAUCUAGAGGUAUUUAAAAUGAGUAUUAAAAACAAAAUUAACGCCAAAUCACAAGGUGAAAUUAGGGUGAGUGACCAAAGACUGGACAGAGAGGAAGGUCUUAAGAAUCAGAGGAAGAAAUGGAGAAAUUUAUGGAGGAAAUUCCAGAGCUUUAGGAUCUUGCAGAUGAUGAGACCACCACCAAUAAUGGAACAAUUAAAAUGGUGUAGCUUUUAGUGUCUAUUUGUCUGUUGGCAUCCAGAUUUGCUUGAAGAGAUGUUCUUUGGUAAGACUUUCCUAUAACAGCUGGUGAUAAUGAAUCUCAUGUUUAUAACCAGCUUUUUUCAGCAGUUAUUGACAGUUUGUAGGAGGAAAAUCAGUGAAUUCCUGAUAAGGAGCAGUGCUUGUCAAUUCCCCCACGAGUUUUGAAUACUAAUGCUUGAUUGUAUCUGAUGUAUUAAGCCAGAGCCAGUUUUAAUUUGUGGACUCAGGACAAUCAACGAUAGAUAGUGCAAUCUCAUUUCUAAGUGUACAAUCUUUUCGUAGUGUGAAAGGUCUCUCAAAACUGCUAUAUUAUACAUUCUUUUGUUUGCCAUUCUCUCUCUCAUGCAUUUGGUGACUGUUGAUUCAUUGUAUUUUUGGAUUCUGAGUUACAGAUGUGCCUCAAAGCUACAUUUUAAGCAAUAUUUAUUAUAAUAGGUUAAUUAGUUUGUUUUCUGUUUUGGAGUGCCAAUCUAGUAUUUCAUUUUAAAUGUGUGAUAGAAAGCUACAAAGGACUAUGUUUGAUACCUCCCUCACCAUCUGAAAAACUAGCAAGUAGGGAUUUGUGAUUAGUUAAUGAAAAUGUUGAAAUUCAAUUUAUAGCUAUGAAAACUCAUUAUGAAAGCAAUUUGGAGUUCAUUGACAGAAGUAUUGUAAUUUCAGAUAUUUUACAGUUGAGUUUAAAUGUGCUAUUUUAAAUUACAGCAAAGGUAAAUAGUCUUAAAUGUAACUGUCUUGAGCAAAGCUUGAUCUUAUCAGAAUUGGUGUUGCACUGUACUAAUUCCAGUAUAUUAUAUGUAGACUGUCGGGGCUAAAUAAAGAGCUUUCAUUGGUGCUUUUAAAUUGACAAUGACAAAAUAUUAAUGUUUUAUAUGCUUUAAUAAAAUUUUGCAGAUUUUUCUCAUUUGGAAAAAAAUGUGCGUGUGGAUAUUUGCAACUUUAACAAUACUGGACAAAAGAGUGUGCUCAAAGACUUUCAGUAAAAGGGAAGUGUGUAUCAUUAAAAAAUUACAAUA
Pristis pectinata (smalltooth sawfish) is the source of this 3726-nucleotide messenger RNA. RefSeq names its product taspase, threonine aspartase, 1 (gene tasp1). The transcript is spliced from 13 exons. The record is from RefSeq and is a predicted model, not a curated record. The coding region runs from base 197 to 1471 and encodes 424 amino acids. Gene Ontology annotation, molecular function: threonine-type endopeptidase activity. Gene Ontology annotation, biological process: protein maturation. Lineage: Eukaryota; Metazoa; Chordata; Chondrichthyes; Rhinopristiformes; Pristidae.